AAACAAAUAUGGCACAUGAGCGCUAACCUACCCAACGUUCAACUGCGAAGACCGAAACCGAAACUUAACCCAAGUGUGUCUGACACUGAUCCUUGUGAAGCUCCGUAACACGAACCGUUAGACCCCUUGGCGUCCAUCAGGCAUGUCACUUCAAAUAUCAGCUCUAUUUUCAUAUAUGAGAUCCUCGGGGAGCAAUGCUCUGUCCCGUGUCUGUGCUGACUUCCAUGCAGCCGGUGCCAAGUUUAAACAUGGUGUAACUCCUGUAAGCCCCCAAGCAACAAGUCCUGUCGGCGGUCAUAUCAACGCUGCCCUCCGAGCUGAGAAGUUUUCCACAGCAACAACAGCAGCAGCAGCAGCACUUUGGAGGUCCAGCCAAGGAAGGGCUUCCUCCUCACCCCGGGGUAGAAUAGGUUGGCUUGGUAAGGUAGCCCUCGGUGCCGCCCUCGGACUGAGCACAGUCGCUCUCGUCCAGUAUCUCCACACCGGAACAGUCACCGCCAUGGCCUGCAAACUUAACCUGAACUCCGCUGACGGAGACUGGAAGGAGUCUAAGGACUGCUUGCUGUCUCUGUCUGUGAAGGACAGGCGUCAGCACUACAGGACGUCUGAAUUUGUGCCACUGGACGACAUCUCAGUGUGGACUCCCACUGCAGGCGGUUCUAAAAAAACUGUUUACCCGAGGAAUAAUAAGUUGGACAACAAGAUUUCCGUCUACAGCGGGGACAUCACCAAGCUGGAGAUCGAUGCGAUUGUUAAUGCAGCCAACAAGACUCUGCUCGGAGGAGGUGGAGUGGAUGGGGCGAUACACCGCGCUGCAGGGCCGAUGCUCAAACAGGAGUGUGCCUCCCUUCACGGCUGCGAGACCGGAGAGGCCAAGAUCACUUGUGGCUAUGCCCUUCCAGCAAAGUAUGUGAUCCACACUGUGGGGCCGAUCGCACAAGCAGGAGUGGGAGACGAGGAGAAGAAAGCGCUGAGGUCGUGCUACAAGAACAGCCUGAAUGCAGCCACCAAAAACACUGCGCGCUCUGUGGCGUUCCCCUGCAUCUCCACAGGAAUCUACGGAUAUCCACCUGAGCAGGCUGUGCACGAAGCGUUAGCAACUGUGAGGGAGUAUCUGGAUGAACAUCACGACAAGCUGGACAGAGUCAUCUUCUGUGUGUUCUUGCCGACGGAUAAGGAGCUGUAUAUGAAGACCCUCCCGCUCUACUUCCCCGCUGCGUGACCAAUCACAGCAGCUUAUUGUUCAGGUAACCAGUAUGAGGACACAGUCAAGAGUAAACUCUAAGACACUGGAUUUGGUUGCUGUGGAUACUCGCUGCUCAACAUCCAGAACCUUCCUCGUCGUGGUCAUCGCAGAUCAAGACCUUCUUGGAUGAUUGCUUUUUUUAAAAGUGCACGCUUGCUCUUCUGCAGAUGUUGCUUGGUUCCUUGUUUUUCCCACUAAUGCUUAAGCGAGGCUUCAUGAUGAAGGUGUGAAAUGACAUUGAUAAUUCUUGUGAGAAAUUGACCCUAGGUUGCACUCUAACUUGACCUUCAUUAUCUGUGAUAAGUGGCAGCUUUGCAUCCAGCAAUGAGUUAUGUGUCCUGUGCUUUUAGUGGCAUUACAGUGUGUGUGUGUGUGUGCGUGUGUGUGUGUGUGUGUGUGUGUGUGUGUGUGUGUGUGUGUGUGUGUGUGUGUGUGUGUGUGUGUGAAAAUAGCAAAAGCGUAUUAAAAAUAAUCACACAGGCUUCUGUUGUGUUUGACUUGAUUAUGUCUCGAGAUAUGAUAUGAGUCAGUGAGCUGUGGCUUCACGGGGGAGCCCUUUACAGAAAUAUUUCCCUUUAUGAUUUCUCGCAUGUCAAUGUAGAAGUAACGGGGGGUUUGUUUAUCAGGCAGCAGUGGAGGAAAGUAACUAAGUAGAUUUUUCCAAGUAAUGUACUGAGGUAGUUGUUGGUUUCUUCAGUAAUUCAACUUCCAUUUAUUUCUCACCCAAUUCCAGAGAUUUUACUGCAUUAUAAUAAUGUUAUCCCUAUCAGUAAUGUUCAUUAACAAAUAUAAGAAUUUCUCAGAUUAAAAUCCACAACAAUAUCAAGGUCAGGUAUAUAUUGGCAGUUGUAGCAUCAUUAGGGGUGGCUGCGUCAUUCUUGUUCUCUCUCCGUGCCUUUUCGCUUCCUCGUUCCCGGUCCAGAUUUACGUAGACUGGGUUGGCAAUUAUAAAUGACAGUUAUGACAGUAUUUGGGGUGAAAUCAGGAUGCUCAUCUUGCUGCACAGCAUGUAGAUCCAUUUGCAUAAAAAGCAAAACCUCCAAAGAUGAUGGAGAUCAUGCAUGGCGUCUUUCUUCAGGCUCAACAGUUAUUAUGUUUGUAAGGCAUAAAGCUGACUCUUGUCGUUCAGGAAGCGGAUGUUACGCAGAGCCCUUCACAUCAUAGAAGCGGGAUAAUGUCAGUAAAUUCGAGUAAAAUCAUAGAUGUACUAGAAGAACUGGAUAUGGCGCUCUUCCAAUUUUGGAGAGUGGCCACAUGCGUCUGUUCAGUGAAAAAUCCCCCUGCAGCCAAAAGAGCAUUUUCUAUAAAGGCCACAGCUAAAAAAGAGAUUCAUGGAACAGCGAGGGGACACCUUGACCUGCAACUAAGGUUGAUAAUGUCUCUUCAUAUUAUGGGUUUUUGCACCAUGAAUGUUAUGUCAUUUUUUUUUUAUUGUCUAGAAAGGGAAAAAAACGAUAAACAGUAUCUAACUUCCUCACAAAGUAAAGUCCUGCCCAUCUAGUAAGCGGUUUUGACCAGCAGGAGAAACACUAAUGCCUCAAAACAAAACUUUAAUGGCAUAUGAGCCAGGCAAGCAAAUCUCAUUGGAUUGGUAGCAUUGUGUCUGGUAUGCAGUUUUUCUUACAAUAUUUCCAUGAUAAAAUUACAGACUUUGCUUAUCCUUGUGAAUAAGGGUAAUCAAACAAAGAUGUAUGGGGUAAAUUCAAGUCAAAAGGACCCCAGGUAAUACUAGUCCGGUACGAAUAGGGCUUUAGGUUCAUGACAUUAUUUGAGUAAAACAUUUCCAGCCAGCAAUAUCAUUGUACAGUUUUUCACUUGUAUACUGUAGCUUCCCUUUUUUUUGCACGCCACAGCACCUGUUCGAUUUGAACAACAAUCACCACUCCUCCCCCCUUCCCUGCUUUUCUCUCUUUAUAUAAUUUUUGUCUCAAAGCUGUCCAAAUCCUAUCCACCCUGGCUCACUGUCUGCCUGUCAGAACUCACCAUAUGUGUGUUUAUGCAAACGCCAUCAAGCUUCUUCCCACAGCGCAUCUGUAUGAGUUUUUAAUUGUUUGUUACCGGAUGUAGCCUCACAUGUCGGCGGGACGCAGGCAGUGAUUUGUGUGAAGUGAAUCGAGUCUUUAGUGAGCCACUGUCCCGCCCCACGACUUUCAUCUGCCAACAACCAUCUUUAUUGAUACCCAACAGUCUGCCACGAUUGUGCAGACGCACAGGGAGGAGGGGGGUAUGGUGUUGGGACGAAGGGAGGAGAGGGGCUGUUGAGUGGAAAAUAAACUACAAAGAGUAUCAACAGGAAAUUGGGAGAAAGCCCUCUUCUUUUAUAAAAGCUUCAUCCGUCACAAAGGGAUUGUCUUUUCCGCUACUGAGCUCUUUCAUUCCUUCUCUGGCCGGGCCUUCUUCCUCCUCCUCGUCCCUCUUUACUCUACAGUAUGGUACAAAAAAUAAACAGAUGGAGGAGGGAGGGAUAAAGAGACAGAGAGAGGAAGGAUGUAGGAGUUCAAACUGAGAGAGGGGGAGGAAAAAAUGGUGGGGAUGAGAGCAUGGAGAGCCGGAAGGAGGAUGGAGAUAUGGAAGGGAAAAAAGAGAGAUGGAGAGCCUGAUGAACUCAUCUAAAGGCGCUCUGGGUUUUUUAAUAAGCAACAGACUGUGAAGCUACUCCGACCAGUCACUCUGAGUAAUGAGAGAGAGGGAGAGGGAAAGACUGAGGGUGAGAGGAUGAAAAGACAACGAGACUCAUUAUCCUCCGACCAAUUUUCAUCACUGUACAGUCAGUAAUCUCCCUCUCUUUCUGUCUUUCUCUCUCUGGGACUCAAACGGUCCACAGCUCUGUUUGAGAUGACAGAUGAAGAACAAUUAUGCUAACUGUGUCGUUAACUUGAAGGCUGUUACCCGGUUAUAUUCCUGAACAUAAAAAGAUAAUUCUGCAGGCCCUGGAAGUGACUCGCUGCACAUGGCCCACUAAGACACCUGUAUGUGUGUGUGUCUGUGUGUGUCUUAAGAGCAGUGGUGGAUAGUAACAAAGUACAUUUACUCAAGUGCAGUGCUUACAUUUUGAGGUACGUGUACUUUACUUGAGUAUUCUCAGUUUAUGCUACUUUAUACUUCUACUCCACUACAUUUUAGAAGCCAAUAAUGUACAUUUACAUAUACAGAUUUAUGUAUGCAAAAUAUCAGUCAAUUAUUAAACAAACUUUGACAUAUAUUUAUAGGUUAAUAUCCAGCAGCAGUAUAUACAUUUAUUCAAAUUAGCUCUACAAUUACCAGCUGUAAUAAAAGCACAUCAAUAUUAUUAUUAGUAACCCAGUAACUUAUAAUACGAUUCCAUUACCAUUGCAAACAAGGAAUACUUUUACGUACAUUUAAAUGCUGAUACUUUUGUAUUUUUAGAUUUUGAAUGCAGGGCUUUAACUUGUAACAAAGUACUUUUGAAAUGUAGUACUGCUAUCUUUACUUUAGCAACACAUUUGUGUACUUCUUCCACCACUGCUUAAGAGCCUCAAUAGUUAAAGACUGUGUGUGUGUGUGUGUGUGUGUGUGUGUGUGUGUGUGUGUGUGUGUGUGUGUGUGUGUGUGUGUGUGUGUGUGUGUGUGUGUGUGUGUGUGUGUGUGUGUGUGUGUGUGUGUGUGUGUGUGUGUGUGUGUGUGUGUGUGUGUUGAAAAAUGUCCACUGCUUGUUCGGUUGACAGUAUCCGAAGGCGUUGAACUCAGGUGUUGGAUGAAGAAUUAUUUCAGGCUGAUGACUGCUGCUGCUGACUGGGUUGGUUGCACUCUAUUACUGAUUACUGCCUUGUCAACAUUUUCUUGGCUCUUAAAUAUAUUUGUUGCUGUUCUCUUUAAGAUUUUUUCAGAAGGGAGAUUGAGAACAUACUCCAAAUUGUUAGUGUGUAUUUUUGAAUAUUGCUUUUUCAUCUUAUCAUUUUAAUCUAAGACGCUCUUAUUCAAACCAGAAAUAUUCUCCUCUGUGGAGACAUGUCUGGUAUUCCUGAAGUGCUGUUAUAUAUGAAAUGAAGACAAUUAGGUGCUCAGCUGAAGGUUUUUAUAUUUGUAUUGCUUGUUCCCUCAAUGCAUUUUAUCAUGCUGUGUCUUAGCUGUUCAGUUUGCUGUUGGUGCAUACCUCGACAGUUCAGAUGCUUCGCCCCAAAUUGCUCCUGUGGGGAUUGUCCACAGUAUGGAACGGAUGUAAGUUGCUUUGGAUAAAAGCGUUUCACAAGCAACAUGUAAUGUAAUUUAUUGUUUUAAGCUCAUUCAGUUAGAUUAUGUCAUAUCCUGUAUCGUAUGUUGCCUUGUUUUACAUUUAAUGUGUUCCAUUACAUACCUGGUGUGCGUUGGAAUUGUGAUUUCUUAGGUUGAGUAUACUGUAUACAUCAUAUAAAGAAAACCAACCAGGGCAUUACAGGGAACAUCCACAGUCUUCCUCCUUCAGUUAUUUGUGUGACUGCCUGUUGCACAUAUUUCUCUGCUUCUCACUUCUGGCUUGCUAGCCUUAGUCUGCAAUGUUGGGAUGAUUUCUCCCAAAAGAGCCCUGCCGGCUGCUGGCAGGUGUGCGCUCCUUCUGUUCAGACACAGGUUGUCAGACAUUCAAGGUGGGAACCUGAAUAAAGAGCUUUAAAUGAAUAGGUUUUUCGAACUGAAAAGAUGAGGAAUAAUCUUCUGGAUUCUUGCUUUUGCACAAUACCAAGAUAACAAACAAAAUUGAUGGUGGUUAAAGGCAUUAGGUAACACAGUUAUGUAAUUGCACUUAAUCACAACCCUAAACAGAGAAGGUGGCUCAUAAUAGACAAAAUGCCAAUUAGCAGUGAAAAUCACCACAGUGGGAUGUGAGUUCUUGGAGCAACAUGAGAAAACUAACAGAGCUCGACAAAUUUACAAGAAAAUCACUCACAGCACAUGACGAACCAACUUCCGGAAAAAAAGUGUUUUGUGAAGUGUGACUUCUGUAUGUUCAAGUUUUGGACCCUAUUUUCCCAUGUUUUGUGUCUGACUGACUAAUAUGACCAACGAUUUUUCAAAUUGAUUCCAGUAUAGAGCGGUAUGGAGAGUGCUACAAUUUACGUAAUCCUAUUGGGCACUCACACCAUCAAUGUCCACUAAAAGUGCUAAUUUUUAUUCCGACAUGCUCGGAUUGUUUUUAUUGAUGUGUGAAACCUUAUUUUGAACUCUCAUGGCAACAUUUUCCAACACUUUAACUCUCACCAGCUGGCACCAUCACAAUUUCACUUUAAUAAAGUUCAUCAUUGAGCCUGGAAGCAGAAGUUUAGAAACCAAUCUCUGCACAAAGUUUCUGUAAUAGUUUUCUCAAUUUCAAAAUAUAUUGCCUUUACAGCAGUUCACAUUGACAAGUGUUACUUUGAUACAGGUCGACCUAUCACAUAUAAAUAAGCAUUGGAUGUGAAAUGAAACGAGGAAGAGGUUUUUACAUCCAAAAGUGGAGUAACUGUAAAUGUGUAAAUCUUUGUGAGCUUUCCAGCAUCCUGCUCGUGUGUUGAUUAUGGUUUUGUUCAUGUGUAUAAAGUCUUACCCUAUAUCAUUAUAUAAAA
Eleginops maclovinus (Patagonian blennie) is the source of this 6783-nucleotide messenger RNA. RefSeq names its product mono-ADP ribosylhydrolase 1 (gene macrod1). Gene Ontology annotation, molecular function: ADP-ribosylglutamate-[protein] hydrolase activity. Gene Ontology annotation, biological process: purine nucleoside metabolic process; DNA damage response; peptidyl-glutamate ADP-deribosylation. The transcript has 11 exons. Lineage: Eukaryota; Metazoa; Chordata; Actinopteri; Perciformes; Eleginopidae. The record is from RefSeq and is a predicted model, not a curated record. The coding region runs from base 143 to 1222 and encodes 359 amino acids. Gene Ontology annotation, cellular component: nucleoplasm.